AUGUCGCCAGUUGCUGCGCCACUCAGCGGGCGAGUGGGUCCGGCGCUCAGAGCCGCCCAGCGCCGCCCGCACGGUCCGGCCCUGCGGGCGUGUGACCGGAGAGAGACGCCGAAGGCCCAGCGAGCGGUGGCGGUGUCUGCUUCGCGCGACAUGAGGGUACCUCCUGGCUGCGUGGCCACCCUGUGUGCGCUGGCCGUCUCGUUUGCGCCCGCGGCGGACGCGAAGGAGCUGCUCACGGAGUUCGCGGCCUCCGGUUUCAUCUUCAAGGACACGGUGGAGGUAGUGAGCCUUCCAGACCCCGAGGUGGCGGGCGUCUCGAUCUACAUCAGCGACUUCAAGCGCAGCAUCGCAGACAAGCUGGCCAAGGACUUCUUCAACGAACCGAGCCAGGCCUCCCUGACGUGCGCCGCGACGGGCCCCGUGUCCUUCGACGCGAAGCGCAUCUCGGCGCCGGACGGCCAGGAGAUCUUCAGCGAGGCCAAAGGGCUGAACCUGUUCCGCAACAAGACGCUGCGCGUGCGCCGCAUCCUCGACAAGGACGCAAACGCCCUGGUGUACGUCGCGUACUCGACGCGGACGACCGCCGCGCAGGACGACGGCGGCCCGAGCUCGGGGCGGUACCGCACGUCGAUUUGCGCGGUGCCGCUCGGAGCGACGGCCAACGCUGCCAACGGGAACGGCGCCGCCGCCGAGUGA
This is a messenger RNA of Pedinophyceae sp. YPF-701, 696 nucleotides long. NCBI's taxonomy places the organism in Eukaryota, Viridiplantae, Chlorophyta, Pedinophyceae. The record is from the annotation of a GenBank genome assembly.